AUGCAGUUAAUAAAGAUCCCGGGCAUAAAUCUAGAUGUGUUCUCCAAAGGUGUGAACAAACAAGGAGCGGCGGAAGGUCAUGCUACCGAGGCUGACAAUGGCGGCGACGGCGAUAAGUCGCCGUCCCAGGCAGCUAAUCCGCCAGCGGCGGACUCAACGGCUGCCUCAGGUGAGGGCAUUCUGGGCAAGGAACUCCCUCCGGACGUCGACGAGGACUUGGCUGGACACGAGCUCCUCUGGUCUACACAAUAUACAUAUGAAGAGUUCAUCGAUUCGCUGUCGGUGGCCCACGAGGGCCGAGGAGAGACCGCGAGGGAGAAGAGGCACUGGUCGUAUCCCCGUAGGUGGUUAGUAAAGCUGCACAACCUCAAGAUUGUCAACUGCAUUUCGGAUUCGCUUACAUGCUUCGCUGAGUUCGACUUUGGCGGGUCACGUUCAGAAUGUCGAGUGCAAAUGGGCAGCAGCGUCUGCAUUCUGAAUCGCGGGGAGACGAAGAACUACAUCAGGACUACGGUUGUGAGGAAUGUCACCAAAGAUGUGCCACGGUCGUUCAACUGCGCGCAUGAGUUCGAAUACCGCGGCAGCUAUUUGGACCUCGAGUAUGAAAAGCUGAAGAUCAAGCUUUGGCAGUAUCGUACGACAAACUUGAAUGGAUUGGAGUCUAUAUAUGAAGGUCAGCUGCUGCAGUUCGCCAAAGGUGAUACGCAUGUGGAGAUCCCCAUGUACAAGGGCCUCAAUAAGCAACGCCGCCUGCGAUGCCGCAUCUCGUUCGACCUCUAUUUCCAGGAACUCUACGACUUUGAGCUUUCUUUCCUCAGCUGGCGACUGGCGGAUUGUCCGUCGUUCCUCGAUCUGCUUUAUAAAAGUAAGGAGGCUAUAGAAAAUGUGAAGGCAGCGUCGAGCGGCUCCGAUGGCAAGAACAGGCAACGCGCCAGGAGAAGUUCGAACAUCUCGUUUUCCAUAGUCGACAAAAUGAUUUAUUAUUUCAUGCGCAAAAGAAUCGAACGCGAUUACAAGAAGUCGGCCGAUAUUCGGAGGGAGGCCACUGGCAAUAUCCAAAGCGAAGAUGCGCCUGUGGACGUGGGUCCCACGGACCCUUACACAACGCUGUUACGAAGCCAAAACGACAUUGUAUUCCACAACAAUACAGUGCCUCAGAUGAAAACACGUGAAACUUCCGUGAAGCUCAAAAUACACAUUAAGACCGACUCUGCAUUCAGGCAUGCCACGUCCCUGCAGCUGUCGUCUAUCGUAUCGAAGAACACCCGUGAUGUAUAUUGGGAAAAUAUGGGAGAAAUCAUAUUCAGGGGCACGUUGCUGGACCUGGAGCGUGCAGAGCUCGAAAUAGACAUUAUCGACACAAACGCCCCGAAGGCCGUGAAUAAGAUUGGCCACGUGGUGUUGCCGUUGGCUGGCAUCGUGGACUAUCCUUACCUCCGGAGUAGGCUGUCUAAGCCUAAGUGGCUAACUUUGAAGGCAAGCAUAGAGGGCUGGGGUGCUGUGUUGGAACGGAUGAACUUCGGAACACUGAGUGGCAAAAUAAAAAUUCAGCACAAACCCCGAUACCGCCAGCUUACGAACCCAUCGGGCCUCACCCUAUAUAGCUAUCCUAUUAUGCUUGUUGUGACGAUUGGUGGCGUAGACCAGCUUAUCCUGGAAGAUGAUAAUGCGAACAUCGACUCCUACGUCGAAGUCACGUAUAACAAGUUGACGUACCGUACUUUUAGGUGCAAGAAUAAUCGCGCUCCGAUAUGGAACGAAGAUAUCCUUAUCCCUUUCUUGAGCAACGAUGACGAAAGGAUCAACUGCUCCGUGAUUUUGCAGAGCAGCCCGGUGCGGUUCACCAUUUGGGGCUGCUCAAACCGCGAUAACAAGGUAUUAUACCUGGGGGGCGCGGUGCUGUACCCGUACGAGAUAUUUUAUACGGCCAAGGGGUCUUUGAAACAGCGUGUUAAGAAGACGUACGCCGAAAACGGGCAGUACGGCAACGUGUAUGAGUCACGGGUGUUCGACACUCGCGUUUUCAACGGCCCCCUGAAACUGUCGUUCCUCAACAACGAUGACCGUCAAUCCAACCUCACGGUAUCUGCGUGGUUAUACCCAGACAUGCCGGAUGAGUCGAUGCCGGAGCAGUUCGAUAUUAGACGGUUGCGUUCGGAGCAGAUUGUGUUGCCGUCAUAUCAGAUGACGACCGUUUACCCCCGUCUGCUUGAGUACUGGCAGAAUGUUGUGGAUCUAAAGUUCAAGCCGGUCUGUAAAACCAUAGGCUCCAUCAGUGUCGAGUGCGCUACCCAGACCCAUCCCCGGGUGUACCUGCCGUGCAUCAUCACCCCAAUGCACCCGCCCAUGGGAAUAGACACGCCAAAUGCAGUGUUUCACAUGAUUCGGUGCCUGCCGUUUGUGAAAAGGACGUACGAUAUGAGGUUCACAGCCGACUUCUUGAUGAAACUAAAGGGUGGAAAUGCGUUCGACCACUGCGUGUUGCAGUGCAGCUAUCUCCGAGGGUUGACCCCGCCUGUGGAGGCUUUUAUAUGCGUCGGCUUCACGCAAGAUGGGCGCGCGCACUCUUGGGUGACUACGUUGCAUCCAAAUGUGAACCGGUCAGUGAAGAUGUGGGAGAGUACCACUGGCGAUAUACACGUCCUGAAGAAUAGGCUGGCAUCCGAGGAGGAUGAAAACGACUCCAUAAGCGACAGACGCCUCCGCCUCAAGGUAACCAGUAAGUUUCCGUACAAAAAGCUGCUCUACAUGUUUAACGAACGUAACAUAUGGUUGAAUGUCCAGGGCUUCAGUGACCCGCAGCUGCUGUUAUUCGACGUGGGCAACUUGGAGCAGUGGUAUCCAUUCGUGCCAAACAACCCCAUCAUUGAGCCCACUCACGUUCCGCAAAUAUCUUACGAGAGGUUGAACGAGUACGAGAUACAGCGCGUUGCGCACGACCUUGAGCAAAACUUGGAGCGCCACCUCACCAUCCACCGGUACGCGCAGAACCUGCAAACCAGGUGGAACAAGGACGAGGCUCUGCACAACUUCCUACUCACCGGGUUGAAAUUGUUGCACCAGAUCAACACCUGCCCCGACGUGGAUACGCAGCUGGCCAAGUGUGAGCUGCACGAGUGGAAACUGCUGCUGAACAAAAACAUACCGCAGAGCCACCAGGUGGUGGUGGUUCCACUUCACUUCAAUGUAGUGGACGCUGACUUUAUCGCAGAACAUAUCAAAACAAAGGUCCCUCUAUUGGACUCCCGCGAAAGGUUCAUCACCUUCGCGAUGGCGAGCUGGGUGAUCAGCAUACCCGGCAACCUCUUCAGCGUGUACGUGAUUCUCCUGGUGGCGCAAAAGAUCCAUGAGCGCGUGCGAAUACGGUUGGUGAUGGAGCAGGAGAGGCUGGCGCAGCGCAAGCGUAAGAAGAAGUCUGCAUCGACGGUUGACGAGGAUCCGAACGAUAUUAUGAACCGUGAGGAUAGCCUCAACGAUAGUCUCAAGGCUGCCUUGGAAUCCAAUUUGGAGAUGUCGGGAGAGUAUGAUGCACCGACAAAACAGUUCUCGUCGCUGAUGGAGCAGAUUGAUCUCAAUCUGGCCCAUCAGGAUGAUCAAUUGACAAAACUCUUCACUCGCUCGGUAACUAAGGCCAUUGCAUCAGGCACACAGCAGCCAGCAAAAUCUAUAACCAAGGAACAGUCAGCAUCGCACGAAGAAAGCGUAUCAUCUGACGGCGUGAGCGACCUGAUGAGUGAUGCAUCAAGCAGCCUGCACUCUUCCUCUUCAUCAAUUGCGAUUGACUUCGCCAACCUCAGCUCAUCACCACAGUUUUCAUCAAGAAACGAAUCGGUUGGUGGAGCAUCCGAAGAGAAGCUCCGCACAAGUACGCAUGACCUGCUCAGCAGCGCAAGCAGCAUCAACGCGCUUGAUUCAGGGGUCGAUGACGACAUCAUGAAGGCCCCUAGCUACGUUUAUAACAGGGGGUCAUCCAGCAGUCAGUCUUCGGUGAACUUGCGCAAGGGCAGGAAGUCCGCAUCGGGAUCCUACAAGGAUAGUGCAAUUAAUCCGAACCUUAUCAGCAGUGAGUCCAUCCUCGGGACGCAGUCGAUCUCCUCCUUCAAUUCCGGGCUCGACAUUGGCAGCGGAACAUUCGAGGAGUCUGAUUCAGACGAUCAAAGGGAUUCGAAAGCGUUGUACUCUGAUGAAGAACUCAGCGACAAGGACAUGCCCCCAGGCGAUGAACCUUUGGUCGAUGACACUGCUGAACUCAUCUCCCCGCACGUCAGCCCCAUUGGGAGCGGCUCGUUGUCAAGCGGCAGCGAUCCAAUGUUUGGCGGAGUUGACAGAAUCUACAGUGCGUUACAGUCUAUGUCAUCGUAUGGCCAGAGUGCCACCGUGUCGAUCAACGACGAUGCUGCCAGCGAACCCAUAAGGGUCUCAUCCUCCGAUGAUCUAAAUAGCGAAGCCCGUUCUGAUGCGUCUAAGGAUACCCACAAGGCUCUGUCAUCUGAUGGUUCGUACGUGACUGAGGAGCCACAGCGCCGUGGCUCUGCUAGACGAUUUUUGGAUUCGCUUAGGAAGAUAAGCUCUAGGGUGAUGUCGCGCAGCUCCGGUUAUGGGAACUCAUCGGAGAGUGGUGCGGAUACCUUGCGCCGAUCUACGGAGUCUGACACUUUGCUGGACGACGAUGAUGAUGACUGGAGCGACAGUAUCGUCAGCAGCUUUGAGGAGUCCGCUAGCGCUUCAAACGCAAACGGAUCGCUCGUGAGCGAUGUUACGUCUCAACUCGAGUCCGAGGUGUCGGCUCGUGUGCAUGCAGUUGAGGAUAGCCCAGUGAGCAGCGCCCUGGUGAGCCGCAGCAACACUACCACGGAGAUGAGCAUGUCGAGUUCUACGUUUUCGAACCUGGAAAGCAGUGCCAGCAUACCCAGUUCCGACCAUCAGAGUGCGAGAUUGAACUCAACGUACGAAGACGAAUCUGCAACGACGCAGCGAUCAGUUCACGAGCAACCACAAGCCGCUGAAAGGGUUGUGUCGAUACAGCCGGCUACGACGGAUACUGUCAACGUCCCGCCGCGUAUAGAACGGCGUGGGCGUUUGAAAACAGUCGGUAUCAUUCGGGAAUCCAUGGAUGUGAGUGAAAGACCUAGGGAAAGCGCGCCCUCAGAUGCGGGCUCAGCCAAUAGAGAGAGCUCGCUCUCGUUCCAGGAUUCGCAGGAGGACUCUUCUACCAGCUUCACUGACUUGGAUGCAUACAGCACAGUCAGCAGCGACGGAUCUUCGUCCACCAACAAGGUGUCAUUCGCGAAAACAGCGACCAUGUACUCCGGAGACAGAGGCGUGACACAGGUACCGACGCUGCAAUCGGACACACCCAGCCAACGUCUGGCGCGCUCGCUGUUCAAUAAGUCCAAGGUGCGAACGAAGGAGUGGGAGACACCCCCUCAGCAAACCCAUGCGGUGUGCGACUUCAAGACGACAAGGCGAUUGUUGUCUACGACGAGGGCGGUGGAAUCAGAGCGCUUCCGCAGACGCCUAAAAGCGAACUUCCUCCCGCAGAGUUGGUACAUUGAUGCUGAUCGAUCUCAAUUUGCCAGAUUCGUCAAUGUCUGCCCGUUGUGUGGAAGCGAGGUCGACGAUUCGCAGUACACAUACAUCGCCCAGACCUACUUCUACUUUCUGCAGCGUAAUUUCAAAAAGUGGUCGCAGAAGCGGGACUCGCAGCAAGACGGAUACAGUGCUAGGCCAUCGGGCUUUAACAGAGCAGUUUCUCUUAGGAAGACGCUGCCAGGUGCCGAAACUAUCUUGCGGGGAGCCAGCAGUAAUGAUGGGAGACAACCGCAGCAGCCGCUGUCAACAGACGAUUCCAAUGAUAGCAGCGACUUCUUCGGAGUCGCCGCUAAUACUCCUGAGAUCGACAUUGACGUGCCUAAGCACAUACCGCCAGAGCUGCUUGUCACUGGAUACUACAACCGUUUUUUUGAGGAGCGGCGCAAGCUCGGGUCAGGGUCGUUCGGUCAUGUGUACUGCUGUGUCCACAUAAUAGAUGGCCUUCCUCUGGGCGAAUACGCAGUUAAGAAGCUGCCUGUGGGCGACGAUCGCGAGUGGCUCCGGAAAAUGAUUCGGGAGGUCAAGGUGCGUGAGAGGUUGCGGCACCGAAACAUAGUCGACUACAAUCAUUCAUGGCUGGAGAUGCACAGGCUGAACGAGUUCUGUCCUUACGUGCCGUGGCUAUUCGUGCUGAUGGCCUACUGCAACGGUGGUGAUCUCGAGAAUUUCGUGAAGCGGUUCGGGAAGGAGCUUGAUGACGAAGAAAUAUUCGUUUUGUUGCUUGACAUCGUGAAUGGUCUCUGCCAUUUGCACAGGCACGGUAUUAUAUACCGCGAUCUGAAGCCUUCAAACGUGCUCCUGAACUACAGUCAAAAGGAGGGCGUGUCCGCGAUGUUGUCUGACUUCGGCACAUGUGAGGUACUCGCGGAGCUGGGUGACCGGAAUGUGAUGCGGCAUGGAUUCACUGGGACGGUGGAGUUCACUGCUCCUGAGCUCUUGGAAACGGACCAAUUCGGUGAGUACAGUCUAUGCUACGACACGAAGAGCGACAUGUGGAGCCUGGGCAUCAUCCUGUACUACCUGUGCUACGGGACCCUGCCUUAUUUCGACGAAUCACCCCAAAGGUGCCGCGAUAAGAUACUGCAGCACGAUUACCUUAAGCUGCCGAAAAUGCCGCAGCGAUGUCCGGAGCUGCAGAUGCUGAUAGUGGCGCUCACACAACGUGCCACUUUCAGCCGCCCUGAUUGCGAGGCUAUCCUCUGCGAUAGUCGUGUACUCGACCUGAUUCAUGACGAAGAGUUCAUGAAUGCGGGAAAGGCCAAAAUUGUGUCUAAAGUGACGCAAUUGUGUCAGAAUUCUGCCCCCACAUGCCACCCAGCGGAUGCGAUCAUCCGAGCCUAG
Babesia ovata is the source of this 6933-nucleotide messenger RNA. Its product is annotated as kinase domain containing protein. Gene Ontology annotation, biological process: protein phosphorylation. The transcript has 3 exons. NCBI's taxonomy places the organism in Eukaryota, Apicomplexa, Aconoidasida, Piroplasmida, Babesiidae. Bases 1 to 6933 code for a protein of 2310 amino acids. Gene Ontology annotation, molecular function: protein kinase activity; ATP binding. The record is from RefSeq and is a predicted model, not a curated record.